Molecule: messenger RNA, 747 nt
Organism: Haliotis rubra (blacklip abalone)
Lineage: Eukaryota; Metazoa; Mollusca; Gastropoda; Lepetellida; Haliotidae
Product: sodium- and chloride-dependent creatine transporter 1-like
Exons: 5
Coding region: 1-747 (248 amino acids)
Biological process (GO): sodium ion transmembrane transport
Cellular component (GO): membrane
Source: RefSeq, a predicted model, not a curated record
AUGCCCUAUUACAACCUGUAUCUGGCCUGGCCCAUCUACUACAUGGUGAAGUCCUGCUCCAGCGUCCUGCCCUGGACAACUUGUGGCAACAGCUGGAAAACCGACCUGUGUAUUGACUACGUGAAUACAACGUAUAGCAGAAACAAGACAGCCCUUGCAGGGAAUACGUCAUAUACCGUCACCAAAUCCGAAAAGUGGGAAAAUAUGACUUUAGCUCACACACCUGCGGAGGAGUUUUGGCACUACAAUGUCUUGGGUGUCUCAACGGGCUUGGAGGAUGUGGGGUCUGUACAGUGGCACAUAGUUGGAUGUCUCUUGUUUUCAGUUGUCGUAAUCUUUAUAUGUCUUAUUCGUGGAGUCAAGUCUGUUGGUAAGGCUGUGUACGUGACUGCGCUGCUGCCGUACGUCCUCCUCAUCUCCAUCUGCAUCACGACGCUGCUGCAACCAGGUGCUCUAGAUGGCGUGUAUUACUUUUUCAUACCUGACUUCAACAAACUACUUGAAUUACAGGUGUGGCUGGAAGCAUGUUUGCAAGUGUUCUAUUCACUGGGUGUUGGCCUCGGGAUGAUUGGCACUGCUGCGAGCUACAACAACUUCCAUGAACCAUGUCUCCGAGACAGUAUCAUACUGACGAUUGUCUCAGAAGGAACCAGUAUCUUCUGUGGCCUGGUGACCUUUGCUGCUCUCGGAGUCAUGUCACAGAAAACGGGAGUUCCCAUUGAAACUGUUGUCUCAGGGGGUAGGUAA